Molecule: messenger RNA, 711 nt
Organism: Sorex araneus (European shrew)
Lineage: Eukaryota; Metazoa; Chordata; Mammalia; Eulipotyphla; Soricidae
Product: protein O-mannose kinase-like
Exons: 1
Coding region: 1-711 (236 amino acids)
Biological process (GO): carbohydrate phosphorylation; protein phosphorylation; protein O-linked glycosylation
Cellular component (GO): endoplasmic reticulum membrane
Molecular function (GO): carbohydrate kinase activity; protein kinase activity
Source: RefSeq, a predicted model, not a curated record
AUGCAAGAGGAUUUCCUGCACGGACUUCAGAUGCUCAAAUCUCUACAGAGCAAACAUGUUGUCACACUGCUUGGCUACUGUGAGGAAGACAACACUGUUCUCACUGAGUACCACCCCUUAGGCUCCUUGAGCAACUUGGAAGAGACUGUGAACCUUCCCAAGUACCAGCACAUGAACACGUGGCCGCAACGACUGCAGCUGGCCAUCGCUUACGUGAGUAUCAUUGACUACCUGCACCACAGCCCCGCGGGCACGCGGGUAAUGUGUGACUCCAAUGAUUUGCCCAAGACGCUGUCCCAGUAUUUGCUGACCAGUAACUUCAGUAUCAUCCCCAGUGACCUAGACGCCCUGCCCCUGGUGAACCACAGCUCCGAGCCGCUGGUGAAGUGUGGCCACAGGCAGCUCCACAGAGACUUUGUGGCCCCAGAGCAGCUGUGGCCCCAUGGGGAAAAUGUGCCUUUUCAGGAUGACCUCAUGCCUCCGUAUGACGAGAAGGUUGAUAUUUGGAAGAUUCCAGAUGUCUCAAGUUUCCUUUUGGGACACGUGGAAGGGAGUGAUAUGGUCCGCUUCCAUUUGUUUGACAUUCAUAAGGCGUGUAAGAGCCAGACUCCCGCAGAAAGGCCCACUGCUCAGGCUGUGCUGGAUACUUACCACAAGGGCUUGAGUUCACUUAGAGAGACUUUAGUGCCUCAGACAAGAGAAAUGCUCUAA